AUGAUCUCAUCUCGAAGUAUCAUUUGCUUGCUAGUAAUUAUUUUAACACCAACUGCUUUCUCAUCUUCAAUUCAUUAUAAAAGAGUACAAGGAGCAGAAAAAAAGAAGCAAAAUGUAUGUUUUCUGAAGAUGAUACAUGCGCCAGGGAUGAAUCCAUUAAUUCGAACAGAUAAAAACGGAAAAACUUGCCGGAUUAACUUAACAAUUCCAGUUUGUCGAGGAUUUUGUCCAACCUAUGAAUACGGAACUCAUGAAUUUCCUCAUCGAAAUCAAAAAAGUGAAGUAUGCGUUCCGGAAGGUGGCAAAUUUGAAAGUAUAACGUUGACAGAAUGUGACGAUGAGGCUGAUCCGAUGAUUCGUACUGUGACAGUAUUACGUGGAGCAAAAUGUGUUUGCAAAGCAUGUGACAAAACGUUGAUGAACUGCAUGAAGAAUAGUCUAUUCAAUUGA
Messenger RNA from Brugia malayi, 450 nucleotides. RefSeq lists its product as uncharacterized. Gene Ontology annotation, molecular function: hormone activity. The coding region runs from base 1 to 450 and encodes 149 amino acids. The transcript is spliced from 4 exons. Lineage: Eukaryota; Metazoa; Nematoda; Chromadorea; Rhabditida; Onchocercidae. The record is from RefSeq and is a predicted model, not a curated record. Gene Ontology annotation, cellular component: extracellular region; cytoplasm. Gene Ontology annotation, biological process: G protein-coupled receptor signaling pathway.